CACCAAUACUUGACGCCAGUUCCAGGCAUAGAGCCAAGCCAGCUGCACAAGACACGAUAACAGCAGAGAACCGGUCAGUGCGUGGAACUCCGACAUGUGGAAGCUACUUCCUCUCAUAUCAAUCAGCAUUGCUAAUGCUAAAAACACCUUUCUUAUCCUUGCCCCUAAGACCAUCAGCCCCUCUACAACCCUGCGUCUGGGGGUUAACUCCCUAAACGCCAGUCAGGACCUGACUGUGACAGCACGUAUACAGGCAAAGGAGUGGAACAAUUACCCCUACGAGCACUAUGAACGUAUCUACGUCGACCAUGCCAACAGCACAAACACAAUUCUCGGAGGUGCCGCAGGUAUCGUGAAAGUCAAGAUUCCCCAGGAUCUGAAGUAUGCCAACUACAUCCUAAAGGUCCAGGUAGAGACGAGCUCUGGAGAGGAACACAGCAACAUGUACAACCUGCAGUACUACGGCAAGUACCUGUCAACCUUCAUCCAGACAGACAAGGCCAUUUACAAACCUGGAUCUAUGGUCAACUUCCGUACAUUUGCUGUGUACCCUGACCUUCUCACCUAUACUGGAAAUAUGACAAUCGAGAUAUUUGAUCCCGUCAACAACAAACUGAUGCUGAAAACGAAUGUCACGGAUCCUACUGGCGUUAUCACUAUGUCCUUUAAACUCAGUGUCAUGCCCAUCCUCGGAGAUUGGAAGAUCAGGGUUACAGUACCCAACAGCCAAAUGGAAGAAAAGAAAUUCCAGGUAUCCAACUAUUUCCUUCCACGCUUUGAGGUAACAGUGGAUGUUCCAAGUUUUGCUCUGGUAACAGAUCGAGACAUUAAGGGCAAAGUUUCUGCAAAGUAUACCUUCGGCGAGGGAGUGUCAGGCGUCGCCGAAAUUCACGCUAAGAUGGCCGGAGGUUAUUCUGGAUCCUGUGCCUCUGAGCAACCGAAGAUCAUCAUGACUUUCCCAAUUGACGGAGAAAGUAAGUUCACGAUCCCAAUGGUGGAAGUUGAGCACCUCAACUCUUACCUCAAUGGUCAGACACUGGAGAUACAGGCCACUGUCACAGAGACGUUGACCAGCAAGAAACUAAGUGGUUCCUCGACUGUGACCUUCUAUACCAACGCGGUGAAGCUAACCUACCUGGACUACAGUGAUCACAACUUUAAGCCUGGUCUCGAAUACACUGGCACGGUGAAAGUCUCCCUACAAAACGAUCUGCCACUCCCAACCCCACGGAAGAAUGUGACCAUCUUCCCGUGUGUAACCUACCGUGUUAAAGUCCCGAACCAGAGCCGCUACCACAGUUGCGACUCCAACUUCCAGGGGACUUAUGGUCUUGAUGAACAGACAUUUCCAGUUCCAGCAGAUGGUCUUGUGGACGUCACACUUACAAUUCCAGAGGAUGCUGUGUCGGUGACGAUAACGGCUUUUUAUGAGGAGACAUCAACGUCAUGGACAAUAAAGAAAGCCUACUCCCCCUCUGAUUCCUUCCUACAGCUCUACCUCCACAACACAAAACUCACGUCUGGAGAAAAUGCCAACAUCCUCAUCAAGUCCACACAACCGCUCGAUACAGUCUGGUACGAGGUUAUCUCCCGUGGAUCCUUUGUUACUGCCGGGUAUCUAGAUGGUGGUAUGGAGAAGAGCUUCAACUUCACUCUACCUGUCACACCCAAGAUGGCGCCUCAUGCUCGCGUUCUUGUCUACUACAUUCUUGAUGAUGGUGAGGUCAUUGCAGACAGUACAAAUUUCGAUGUGCAGGGACUCUUCACCAACAAGGUGACAUUCGGCUUUAGCAGGAACGAAUCGCAGCCCCAUGAGACUGUUGAUGUCAAAGUCUCAGCUGAUCCACAGUCAUUGGUCAGUUUACUCGUUGUUGACCAAUCAGUGACCCUCCUGGCCAGUGGAAAUGACAUCACAAGUGAUAUGGUGGAGACUGAGUUAAAAUACUAUGACAACCGUGGCACGACCAAUACUUAUGCGGGAGAGACAGACGCCAGUCAGGUCUUCAAGGAUGUCAGUGUUUAUAUCUUCACUGAUGCAAAUGUUCCAAAAAAUCCUGGCGGAAUUGCUUAUGGCCAUAUAGCAGGUCUCACGUAUCCGCCCUCUCUUGGACCGACAGCCCCCACGUACACUUACGCAGCAGCAACAUCUUAUCUUGGCCCAACAGCUUGGCCAAUAGCCUACACUCCUUAUCCAGGAGCAACACCUUACCCUGGCCCAACAGCUUUACCGUUUGGUGGCUACACUGGUUAUCCAACAGCUUCACCCCCCCAAGGACUAUCAAAUUAUCCAACACCAACAGGUCAGCCCUUAAAGCAGGUAGAGCGAGUGAGGAAAUUCUUCCCAGAGACAUGGCUCUGGACAAACACUACUAUUGGUUCGAAUGGCAUUGCAACCAUAUCUGCAACUGUUCCUGACACUAUAACGUCAUGGUUGGCAACAGCAUUCGCAGUUAAUCCUGUGUCCGGUUUAGGAGUUACAGCAUCAUCAUCGAAGAUGAAGGUUUUCCGUCCAUUUUUUGUGAGUGUUGAUGUCCCAAUGUCUGUCAUCCGCGGUGAGCAAGUUGUGGUUCAGGCCAGCGUCUUCAACUAUCUGCAGACCGAUCUCGAUGUGAUGGUGACAAUGAAGAAAUCCAAUGACUAUGACAACAUCCACUUUGACUCCACAAGUGCUAGUCUCAAGGCUUUCUCUGCAGAUCAAGUUAAGACAGUUCGAGUGGCUUCUGGUGUAUCGGUGACAGUAGACUUUCCCAUUGUCCCAACCACCCUGGGACGACUUGACAUUCAAGUAUCUGCCCGAUCAACUGCAGCAGCCGAUGCAGUACAGAGACAAAUCAAAGUUGAGCCCGAGGGUAUCAGAAAGGAGACUAACUUCCCCGUCACCAUUGAUCUUCUGUCUGGAAACACCUACAACAAAACUUUAUCCAUCCCUCUGCCAAACUACAUUGUUAAAGACUCACAGAAAGCCAGGGUCAGGGCUUUUGGGGACGUGGUGAGCCCCAGUCUCGACGGCCUGGACAGUCUUCUGAAGAUGCCCACUGGCUGUGGAGAACAGAACAUGAUGGGCCUUGCCCCAGAUGUCUACAUCUCAAACUACCUUGUCAGUGCUAAGAAAUUUGACGGGAAAAUUGAACAGAAAGUUAUUCCAUUCAUGGAGGAAGGGUUCCAGCGUGAGUUAAGCUAUCAACACAGUGACGGCUCCUACUCCAUCUGGGGGAACAGCGACUCCUACGGGAGCACCUGGCUGACAGCAUUUGUCGUGAAAACGUUCAUCCAGGCUCGUCAGUACAUCUACAUCGAUAACCGAAUCAUUGCCCGUGCUGCCACAUGGCUGAUAAGCAAGCAAAACACCAAUGGGGACUUCAGUGAGAAUGGUUAUGUGCACAGCUCCAGCAUACAGGGAGGAUCUGGACAUGGAUAUGCUCUGACAGCAUUUGUUCUGGAUGCUCUGCUUGAAGUCCGAGGGCUGGAAGGGGUGAACGCUUACAACCUGAACGACUCUUUGCUCCGCGCCAGUGCCUUCCUUGAGUUCAACAUUAUGAGAUUCGAUGAUGCCUACACUGUUGCAAUCGCUACCCACGCCCUAACCAAAGCAGGCAGCAUCUUUGCUGAAGAUGCUUUCAAGAAACUUGAACAUGUUUCUAAAACAAAAGAUGACAUGAUGUUCUGGGAAAGAUACAGUCACACUCCCUCCAGCUACUGGAGGCCAUUUCACCAAUAUGCUGACGCCAUCGACAUUGAGACUACAGGCUACGCUCUGAAGACAUAUGCGCUCCGGAAAGACUUUGUCAAAGGCCUGUCUAUCAUGAAAUGGCUCAUUUCCACCAGGAAUCCCAAUGGUGGCUUCGUAUCCACUCAGGAUACUGUUGUUGCUCUCGACUCUCUGUCUGCGUUUGCCACCGUCAUCAACUCGGAUUCCUUCAAAAUCAGCGCCGACAUCAGUUCUGGAAAAUUCAGCAAACAUUUUGACAUCAAUGCCAAGAACGCCCUUGACCUCCAAGCUACUGAUGCCAAUGAGUUCACCGGUACCUUCAACGUGAAAGCCCAAGGCCAUGGAGUCGGAUACCUUGAGAUUGCUUCGUUCUUCAACGUUGAGAAACCAGUAGAGGAGCAGUACUUUGAUAUCAGUCAGGACAUCGAGAUCGAGACACUGAACAUGUACACACUCAGGACCUGUGUCAGCUACAGCAAGGAGAGAACCAGUAACAUGGCUGUGGUCGAGAUCACAAUCCCAUCAGGCUUUGAACCGGAUAUGGAGUCAAUCUAUAUCAGCCGCAAACUACAGAGAUCCGAACUGCUGGGCAAAACUCUUGUCUUCUAUUUCAACCAGAUGGAUGCCAGUGAAACAUGCAUCAGAUUCACUGGAAGAAGGAAUGGCCCGGUUGCUAAGAUACAGGCGUCCCCUAUCCAUGCCUUUGACUACUACGAGCCAACACACCAGGGUGUUGCGUUCUACCGCUCCAAGACCCUGCAUGACGCAACUGUUUGUGACAUUUGCGCCAAAUGCUGCACACAGUCACACUAAACAACGUCACAACAUCUGGAAACACCGACGGUGAAACAAUUCUUUCAAACAAAGCAAUUGUUGACAACAAAUAAAUAUUCAAAUGCC
This is a messenger RNA of Haliotis rufescens (red abalone), 4609 nucleotides long. RefSeq names its product CD109 antigen-like. Lineage: Eukaryota; Metazoa; Mollusca; Gastropoda; Lepetellida; Haliotidae. Gene Ontology annotation, cellular component: extracellular region. The transcript is spliced from 37 exons. Gene Ontology annotation, molecular function: endopeptidase inhibitor activity. Bases 95 to 4522 code for a protein of 1475 amino acids. The record is from RefSeq and is a predicted model, not a curated record.